AUGACAGCUGGAACUGUUGUCAUAACCGGCGGAAUUCUCGCAACAGUGAUACUCCUGUGUAUCAUAGCAGUGCUCUGUUAUUGUAGACUUCAGUAUUACUGCUGUAAGAGGAAUGGGUCUGAUGAGGAUGCGGGCUCUGCUGGGGACGCUCAGCCUCACUUUGCCUGCAACGCGUGCAGCGCCCUGGGGAUGGAUGGCGUGGCCGUCACCCCUCUCACCUUGCCCUUCGACCCGUCUCCGCCCCACAGCUACUGCCCGACCUGUUCGCCCUACUACCUCCGCGGCGUGGACGAGAUACGGAACGGCGGCGAGCGCAUGUCCUUCAUGCCAAUGCAUUACGAGAACCCGACCGCUUCCUUCGGCAUGUCCGCCAUGCGCGCCCCCCCGUUGAGUAAACGCAACCCGCUGGACUUCUACACCAACACACGAGCCAUCAGCACCGACGUCUGA
This is a messenger RNA of Chanos chanos (milkfish), 450 nucleotides long. It is a transcript of the gene fam163aa, whose product is annotated as family with sequence similarity 163 member Aa. The record is from RefSeq and is a predicted model, not a curated record. Lineage: Eukaryota; Metazoa; Chordata; Actinopteri; Gonorynchiformes; Chanidae. The transcript has 2 exons. The coding region runs from base 1 to 450 and encodes 149 amino acids.